GUGCGUGACAAUAGCCGGAGCUUCAGUCGUUGUUGACCAGCGGGUCUGCACAGUUGUAUUAGUGAAAACAUAAUCAUAAUGAUGCUGAGAACUAUUGUGUUCGCCUUUUUGGCUGUGGCCGUCCUGGCCGAGGAGUUCAACCUGCCUGAAGACAAAGCGGCUCAGCUCCGCGCCAUGCUCGUGCAGCAGUGCAAGAAGAACAACGCCGAAGACAAAGUAGACCAGGUUGAGAAUGUUGGCAAGAGCUUCGUGAACUGCGUCAAGAGUCUGUUCGAUAUGGAAACGCUGAAGAAGGAAAUUGAGGAAGCCAAACCCAACGGUGCUCUCGAUGAAGUCUUCAAGAAGUACUGCGCCAAGACCCCUGAACUGAAGAGCUGCAUCUACAACCUAUUGGAUGGCGUGUCUCCCUGCCUGGACGGAAAUAUGCGCGACCAGAUCAACUCGGCUAAGAACGGCACAGACCAGUUCAUCGACUUCAUUUGUUACAAGGACGGCGACAGAAUUGCAUUGUUCAUCGCAGAAGGUGGACCCCAGUGUUUCCAGAGCAAGGCUAACGAGAUCAGGACUUGUGCCGAAAACAUCAAGGAGGGCUUCAAGAGCGUCGAUGAGGUUAAGAGCCUUACCCUUGCUCAAAAGUGCGCUAAAUUCGACGAGCUGUCAAGCUGUGUGGUGAACAAGUUGGAAGGCUGUGAGACCCCCACUCCCGCCAACAUGGCGGAGUCUCUCUUCAGAUUUGUACGUAAAGGCUCGCCGUGCAACGAUGUCAAAGCUUGAAUACUGAAGAACUGAUAUGCUGACAGUGCCGAGCUAGGACUGAUCAUUAAGUGCCAAUAAUAAUUAUGUAACUGUUGUGCAAAAACUGUAACGUUUAAUACAUAAACAUAAGAACUA
Molecule: messenger RNA, 891 nt
Organism: Helicoverpa zea (corn earworm)
Lineage: Eukaryota; Metazoa; Arthropoda; Insecta; Lepidoptera; Noctuidae
Gene: p27K
Product: 27 kDa hemolymph protein-like
Exons: 7
Coding region: 79-774 (231 amino acids)
Source: RefSeq, a predicted model, not a curated record